GAUCGAGUUCAGUAUUUUGUGAGUCUUGUGUGUCGACGGUAACUUAAUGUGUUUUUUGCCAGUGAGUGAGUGUUUUCUCAGUUUAAGGAAGUUCAGUGCAAUUUUAUAAAGUGUUUUGCUAAACAUAAAAGGAGAAAGUGAUUUGCCGAUUAUCACAGUUGAUUCAAAAUUUGAUCCAAUACAACGAGGAAAACAGAAGAAAUAUGAGUGAAAUAAUUAGUCAUUCAGAACUAGCAGAAAUUCCAACGGAAGCUCUACAUUACGUACAAUAUCGCCAUAAAGGAUCAUCCGAGAAAAAGUACCUCUUAAAAUGUUCUUCAGUUGUGGGAUUUGAUGUGAAAUGCGCACUGUGUAAAAUAGGAUUGAAAAUGGAAGAUGUUCUCGACCAUUUCCAAAAGUCAAAACACAUGAAAAAACUACUAGACGUUGCAGAAUUUUACCUCCCAGUUACUGUUGUAGAACCAGAUUCACAGUCACUAAGUUCUCUAAAUGCAAAUGAGGAAGAGGUACUAGCGCCGUUAAUUCCCUCGGAAACAGUUAGUUCCAGUACAGUUAAUCAGCAGGAGCAAGAAGCACAUGAAACCGUUGCCACUUCAACUACCACCUCCAAGGAUGUUUCUACAUCAUCGGUGGCAUUAUGUAAAACUACAACAGAAACCCUGUUGGAGAAGACGAGAAAGAUUUCUUCCCAACAACUAACAGACAUCAACAUUCAAGUGAAUUCCGAAGUUUUCUCGGGCGAACAACUUGAUCUAUUAAAGCCGAUAUUCUCUGAGCUAUGCAAGUACAACCUUAGUCAAGUUGAACACUAUGACAAUGGCAACGACUGGAAAAUUUUGUUGGUGCAAGUCCCAGGAAAUUUUGCUUGGUGCUUACAUAAAACAGGGAAGAUAGCUACUUGCCUUACAGACAGCACUUUGACAGUUUCUGCAAAAGAUAGAAAUCAAUGUUCAUUGUUAGUGUCAGUACAUCGACGGAUCACUGAGGAACCAAGAAUAUUACCACUGAACGCAAGCUCACGCUUUCAACUAAUAUGGCGUGAUUUAGAUGUCCAAGAAGAACAAGGAAACAGAAACGAGGGCAAUUCUCAACUGGAAGUUCUCGAAAACAUGAAUGCCGGUAUCGAAGACGAAUUAACAAAAAAGGACGAAGUGACUGUGGUCGACGAGAAAUAUGAACCGAAAGCAGUAAUACCAACUUCAGAAGUGAUUAAGUGUUCACCAAAACAUAACAAUGAAGACUCUGAAAAAACAAAAGAUUCAUCGGACGAAGAAAACCAGACGGAACAAAAUAACGGAAAUCACUUAUCUAAUAUAAUCGAUAAUCUGACAGUAGACGUGAGCAUUAUAUUUUUAUUGUGUUUUUUGUGUUUAUUUGCUAGUGUUUAUUGGUUCUCAUGGUAAAGCACAAAAAAGUGGACAUAAAAACCCUAUCUACUGCUCCAUUUUUUAAUGAAUCAUCCACUCCUAAUAUUUACUUUACCAGCUUUAUUACUUCCUUAACUCCAUUCCUGAUUUUUAGUAACAUGAUAGUUGUACCUUUUCACAUCUAUAGUAUAAUUUCUUUGCUGGGAGUCAUGUACAACUCUCACGUCACUAAAUUUCGAUCCAACUUUGAUAACUUUAAAUUUAAGCUGAUCUGAAAUUUGUACAUAUGCGAGUUUUAUUUUAAAUUAGAUGGUUCAAAUAACAAGCUAAAAGGUGUCAAUUUUAGCAGAUCUUUAGUCUUUGCCAUUUUCUCCGAGUCUUUUUGAUAAUUUAAGUUACAAAUUUAAAAUAUCGAUAUUCAAUGAUUCUGUGUCGGUCUUUAGUGGAUACUUGGUUAUUGUAUUCAACCUAAAUAUUUUCUUGACAUGCAUAUUUCAGUAAUAUAAAUUCUUAGUAAAUAAAAACAGCAUAUCCUUUCCAUAUCUUUGCAAA
Molecule: messenger RNA, 1919 nt
Organism: Hermetia illucens (black soldier fly)
Lineage: Eukaryota; Metazoa; Arthropoda; Insecta; Diptera; Stratiomyidae
Exons: 7
Coding region: 204-1403 (399 amino acids)
Source: RefSeq, a predicted model, not a curated record